AUGAGCGAUUUGGGUCUGCUGCAUCAUUUUCUUGGUAUCGAGGUAUAUCAAGAUAAAUCAGGAAUUUUUAUCUGUCUAAGAAGGUAUGCAGAAAAUAUUCUCAAAAAAUUCAGCAUGUAUGGCUGUAAAACAUUCGAUAUCCCCGUUGUAGUAAAUGAAAAAUUGAAGAAGGAAGACAGCGGAAAAUUGGUAGACGAAAGCUUGUCCAUAAGUUUGGUCGGAAGUCUAUUUUAUCUAAAAGCUACACGAUCUGAAUUAAUGUUCGAUGUCGGUUUACUUUCAAGGUUUAUGAGUAAACCUACUCACUCACACCUUGGAGCAGCAAAGACAGUUCUGAGGUACAUAAUGGGCACUUUAGAGCACAAAAUAAUAUUUGAAAAGAAUGCUAAAAUUGAAUUUAAAGGCUAUUGUGAUAGUGAUUGGGCUAGAAGUGUUGAUGACAUGAAAAGUACUUCUGGUUAUGUAUUCAGCCUGGUUUUAGGAGUAAUUUCUUGGUGUUCGAAGAAACAAGACACUAUAGCGCAAUCUUCAGCUGAAGUAGAAUAUUUUACAGCUGGUUUGGUUACACAAUAA
Molecule: messenger RNA, 573 nt
Organism: Vicia villosa (hairy vetch)
Lineage: Eukaryota; Viridiplantae; Streptophyta; Magnoliopsida; Fabales; Fabaceae
Exons: 1
Coding region: 1-573 (190 amino acids)
Source: RefSeq, a predicted model, not a curated record